Rhinocladiella mackenziei CBS 650.93 is the source of this 1098-nucleotide messenger RNA. RefSeq lists its product as uncharacterized. The record is from RefSeq and is a predicted model, not a curated record. Gene Ontology annotation, biological process: amino acid transmembrane transport. NCBI's taxonomy places the organism in Eukaryota, Fungi, Ascomycota, Eurotiomycetes, Chaetothyriales, Herpotrichiellaceae. Bases 1 to 1098 code for a protein of 365 amino acids. The transcript has 2 exons. Gene Ontology annotation, cellular component: membrane. Gene Ontology annotation, molecular function: amino acid transmembrane transporter activity.
AUGGCUUCCAAGAUGGACUUCUCAAAAGAAAUCAAGGACCUCCCGGACCUGCAACCCAGAUUCAGUGCCGACAACAUCGGUCGGGUCGAAAAUGUCGACCAUCUGCACCGCUCGCUCAACAACCGCCAGAUUCAAUGGAUCGCGGUCGGCGGCUCCAUCGGCACAGCACUUUUUGUCAGCAUCGGAUGGGGACUGCUCGAGGGCGGGCCGGGAUCGCUGUUCUUAGCCUUUCUGUUCUACAGCUGCAUGAUCGCCUCCAUCAACAGCGAGAUGGUAGCGUACAUGCCGAUUGCUGGGUCCUUUAUUCGAUAUGCUGGAAAGUGGGUAGACGACGCUUUCGGAUUCAUGGCUGGUUGGAACUUCUUCCUCUAUGAAGCAAUUCUUAUACCUUUCGAGAUAUCUGCAUUAACCCUUGUCCUGACAUUCUGGAGGGACGACAUACCCGUGUGGGCGGCGUGCUUGGCUUGUAUUGUGUUCUAUGGCGUCAUCAGUGUCUUCGCGGUCCGCUGGUACGGGGAGGUGGAAUUCUGGCUUUCGUCCGGGAAGAUUAUCCUGGUACUCAUCUUGUUCUGUUUCACCUUUAUCACGAUGGUGGGGGGCAAUCCUGAGGGUGAUGCCUAUGGGUUUCGAUAUUGGAACGACCCUGGCGCUUUCGCAGAGUAUAUCACCACAGGCUCUAUGGGAACGACGUAUUUGUUCUUCUAUCAUGCUUUGAAGGUCCAAGGCAUUGAUUGUAGGACCCUGCCAUAUCGAGGCUGGUUCCAACCAAACGUCAAUAUCUUCGGCUUAAUCUUCGUCACCAUUGUCGUCUUGAUCCAAGGUUACGCUGUCUUUCUCCCCGGCUUCUGGGACCUUGGAACGUUCUUCACGUAUUACACGAUGAUAUUCGUGUGUAUCCUGCUCUUUGUCGGAUGGAAACUCAUCAAAAGGACCAAAUUUGUACGUCCUCAGGAUGCGGACCUUGUAUGGGACAGGCCCGUCAUCGACGCUUAUGAGGAGAGUGGAGACCCACCCCUAGGCCUGUGGGAGGAUGUCUGGACCACGACCCUUGCAGCACUUCGAAUCAAAGUGAGGAAGCAAGACGGGAAUGGAGUAUGA